This is a messenger RNA of Oncorhynchus masou masou (cherry salmon), 4704 nucleotides long. Its product is annotated as zinc finger protein 239-like. Gene Ontology annotation, molecular function: RNA polymerase II cis-regulatory region sequence-specific DNA binding; DNA-binding transcription factor activity, RNA polymerase II-specific. Lineage: Eukaryota; Metazoa; Chordata; Actinopteri; Salmoniformes; Salmonidae. The transcript has a single exon. Gene Ontology annotation, biological process: regulation of transcription by RNA polymerase II. The annotation marks the transcript as partial. The record is from RefSeq and is a predicted model, not a curated record.
UUGACAUGUAUAACACACCAACUGACUGGUUCUUCUGAUGUUCUUCACACAGGAGACCAUGUCAGAGAGCAACAGCCGGAAGAUCACAGAGCUAAGAGGUCUCACCACUGCCCACAUUGUGAGGAGAUUUUCCCAAUUCUAUCAAAGCUAAAAACACACCUAAAAAUACACACUGGCGAGAACCCGUAUUCCUGCUCUGACUGUGGGAAGACUUUCUCCCGCUUGGAUACCUUAAAAAUUCAUGAACAUAUACAUACAGGAAAUAAUCCGUAUUCCUGUACUGACUGUGGGAAGACUUUCUCCCGAUUGGAUACCUUUAAAACGCAUGAACGUAUACAUACAGGAGAGAAUCCGUAUUCCUGUACUGACUGUGGGAAGAGCUUCACAACAUCAGGAACUCUGACAAUUCAUCAGAGAGUGCACACUGGAGAGAAGCCUUACUCCUGCUCUGACUGUGGGAAGAGGUUCUCUCAACAUAUCCAUUUACAAAAACACCAACAUAUUCAUACUGGAGAGAAGCCUUACUCCUGCUCUGACUGUGGGAAGAGUUUCUCUCAACAGAACCACUUAAAAUGUCACCAGCGAAUACAUACAGGAGAGAAGCCUUACUCCUGCCCUGACUGUGGGAAGAGUUUCAUCCGAUUGGAUAUUUUAAAAUGCCACCAGCGAAUACAUACAGGAGAGAAGCCUUAUUCAUGCUCUGAGUGUGGGAAGAGUUUCUCCCAACUGGGUAACUUAAAAACACACCAACUUAUACAUAAAGGAGAAAAGCCUUACUCCUGCUCUGACUGUGGGAAGUGUUUCACAACAUCAACUGAUGUAAAAGUUCAUAAAAGAGCACACACAGGAGAGAAGCCUUACUACUGCUCUGACUGUGGGAAGAGUUUCUCCAGAUUGUUUACCUUAACAACACACCAACGUAUACAUAAAGGAGAGAAGCCUCAUCAGUUCUCUCAGACCAGCUAAAAUUAGUCAUUACAUCACUUAACUCUCCAGAAAUCAUAAUAUACUCUAUUGUGUUCCUGUUGUUUCUCACUGUGAGAAAAGGGAGCGUUAUAGAAUUUUAGCCUCUCUCUACUUUACUGAUCAGUGAGCACCUUGUCAGUUUUGGUGUGUUUUGUUAGCUUCUACUGUAAAGAUAUUGAGAUGACCUUGGAUUUGCCCUUAGGGUUGAAUACCCUCUAUGAGGCUGGUUGACUGGGUGGAACUGCAGAGGGAGGCAGUAUUCUCUGGGAUUGAGCUUGUAGACACAACAUGUAUCACAUAGAGAUGGUGUGAUGAUCAGUUUUCACCACUAGUUUGGGGGGGAUUAUUUGAUUUAUUAAACAACUAUUUGUUUAAUUAUAUACAGGUUAUGAAACAACUACAUUUGUUUAUUCAGUUGCACUUUAAAACUAGAUUAUCUAUUUUUGUCAUUGAUGAUGAAUAUGUUUAGAUAGCUGCAACUUAACUGAUCUUCCGAUUUAUAAAAUAAUAAUAAUAAUACCCCCAAAAUACAUUCAAUUGUACAUGAAUGUGUACUGGUCAAACUCUUUUCUUUUAAUGUUAGUUAUUUCAUAUUAGAUCUGACACUAUGAAUGGUUCUUAUGGUUGUAUUCAGUUCUUCAUAUUAGAUCUGACAGUAUGAAUGGUUCUUAUGGUUGUAUUCAGUUCUUCAUAUUAGAUCUGACAGUAUGAAUGGUUCUUAUGGGCUGAGUGCCUGGAGUGUUUUGGUAUGACUACAGUCAGGAGUUCUCUCUGACCCUGUGAUGUCACCAGGACAGAACCACAUGUCUCUAUUACACUCCAGCCCAGAAUGUGGCAGUGAUUUACAGUUAAUGUUGGUUUGCACACUACCAAUAAACACCAUAGAAGAAGAAUGUAUACUUAGUGAUCACACCCAUUCCCCAUGCUGCAAAACAAUGAGUGUGCAUUGUGACCACACACAAUGAAACAUUUUGUAAGUACAUUUAUUUUAAAAACAUCAGGUUUUGUGUUAAUUGUUUCUGGUGAUGGGGAAUCAAAGUUUCCUGAAUCAUUGAGGUCUUCCAGCCAAUUGUGUUGAAAAUAGGGUGAGGCACAUGGGCUACUAACAUCUUACUACACAACAUACACUUAGUAUGACUUUCUUAACAACUAUACAUAUCUCCCUGGUAUACCUGGUAUAUUACAUCAUUUAUGCAGAAGUAUACAAGACAUUUUUGGACUCACCUUGUUGUGCUGUGCUCAUUUGAACAGGAAGGUGGCGCGGCAGUCCUUCUCAUGGGCUCUAGAAAGAGGCCCGAGUUCCCAACUUGGAAUUCAGAGUUGGAUGACCGUUCAAAAUGUGUUUUUUUUCUUCUGUAUUUUCACCAGUUGGAGCUUUUUUGUGACAUCCAAUUGGUAGUUACGAUUUUUUUUCUCAUUGCUGCAACUCCCCUAUGGACUUGGCAAAGGUCGAGAGCCAAAUAACACUGCUCGUUUAACCCAAGAGCCUAGCCGCACCAACGUGUCGGAGGAAACACUGUUGAACUGAUGACCACCGUCAGCUUGCAGUCGCCCCGGCCCGCCACAAGGAGUCGCUGGAGCACCAUGAGACAAGGACAUCCCGGCCGGACAAACCCUCCCUAACCUGGACGAUGCUGGACCAAUUGUGCCCCUCCUCAUGGGUCAUGUGAUACAUGACUAUCUUACAAACUAAUGUAAUAGUAUUUAUUCAACCUAUAAACAAAUAAAACAUCCAUGGACAUAUUUUGGGGUGACUGUAACUAUAAUGUUCUUAUGGAGUCAAACAAAACAUUCUUGCUCAGGACAGCAGGUUAUACGUCUGUGAGAUCUUCAUAAUUGUUGUAAUAAUCUGCCAGAACCUUAUUGAACAGCGUUUACCACUUGCACCAUGAACUAUUAAUGCAAACUCAACUAAAGCACAGUGAGAACACAUUGUUGUUGGAUAAAUAAACUAAAUAUCUAACAUUGUUUUCCCAUUUGAACUUUGCUGUGCUUUUAUAUGGUUGAAAGCGCAGUGAUAAUAGUGGUGACGCUUCAUUCAGGGCAGGUGGAACAGAGCCUGUUUUGAGCCCCACCUGUUUAGCUAAAAAUAAAAUGUUAUUUUGGAAUUAAUACGUGUCACAUAUCAGUUUGCAAACAAUGUAAAAAACAAUAUUGAGUUAAUAAAGCCGCAUACAAAUAUAUAUAUAUAUAUAUACACACACACACACUACUGGUCAAACGUUUUAUAACACCUACUCAUUCAAGGGUUUUUCUUUAUUUUUACUAUUUUCUACGUUGUAGAAUAAUAGUGAAGACAUCAAAACUAUGAAAUAACACAUGGAAUCAUGUAGUAACCAAAAAAGUGUGAAACAAAUCAAAAUAUAUUUUAUAUUUGAGAUUCUUCAAAUAGCCACACUUUACCCUGAUGACAGCUUUGCACACUCUUGGCAUUCUCUCAACCAGCUUCAUGAGGUAGUCACCUGGAAUGCAUUUCAAUUAACAGGCGAGCCUUCUUAAAAGUUAAUUUGUGGAAUUUCUUUCCUUCUUAAUGCAUUUGAGCCAAUCAGUUGUGUUGUGACAAGAUAUUGAUCCCUCAAUCAAUAUACCUAUACAGAAGAUAGCCCUAUUUGGUUAAAGACGAAGUCCAUAUUAUGGCAAGAACAGCUCAAAUAAGCAAAGAGAAAUAACAGUCCAUCAUUACCUUAAGACAUGAAGGUCAGUCAAUACUGAAAAUGCAAGAACUUUGAAAGUUUCUUCAAGUGCAGUCGCAAAACCAUCAAGCGUUUUAAUGAAGCUGGCUCUCAUGAGGAUCACCACAGGAAAGGAAGACCCAGAGUUACCCCUGCUGCAGAGGAUAAGUUCAUUAGAGUUACCCCUGCUGCAGAGGAUAAGUUCAUUAGAGUUACCUCUGCUGCAGAGGAUAAGUUCAUUAGAGUUACCAGCCUCAGAAAUUGCAACCCAAAUAAAUGCUUCACAGAGUUCAAGUAACAGACACAUCUCAACAUCAACUGUUCAGAGGAGACUGUGUGAAUCAGGCUUCAUGGUCAAAUGUCUGCAAAGAAACCACUACUAAAGGACAGCAGUAAGAAGAACAGACUUGCUUGGGUCAAGAAACACGACCAAUGUUCCUUAGACCGGUGGAAAUUUGUCCUUUGGUCUGGAGUCCAAAUUGGAUAUUUUUGGUUCCAACUGCUGUGUCUUUGUGAUACAUGGUGUAGGUGAACAGAUGAUCUCCGCAUGUGUAUUUCCCACCGUAAAGCAUGGAGGAGGAGGUGUGAUGGUGUGAGGGUGCUUUGGUGCUGCUUCCCUCUGCAGUUUUCUGUGGGAAUGAGCUAGUAGACAACAUGUAUCAGAUAGAGAUGGUGUGAUGAUCAGUUUUCUGUGGGAAUGAGCUAGUAGACAACAUGUAUCAGAUAGAGAUGGUGUGAUGAUCAGUUUUCUGUGGGAAUGAGCUAGUAGACAACAUGUAUCAGAUAGAGAUGGUGUGAUGAUCCGUUUUCACCAUUUAGUUUGGGAUCAUUCUUUACUACUAAAUGACUAUUUCUUUAAUGAUAAACAGGCUAUGAAACGACUUCAUGUAUUUAUUCAAUUGUCUUUUCAAAACUAGCUUUAUUAUGUUAGUCAUUGAUAAUGUGUUUGGGAAAACCAUAUUCAAGCCAACUAAAUUGAUCUGCCAAUGAAAAAUAAAGUUUGUAUAUGAAUUUAUGCUGGUCAAACUUUUGUAUAAUGAAUUACAAUAAACAAUGUUUCAAGUGA